This is a messenger RNA of Misgurnus anguillicaudatus (oriental weatherfish), 2979 nucleotides long. It is a transcript of the gene frs2b, whose product is annotated as fibroblast growth factor receptor substrate 2b. Gene Ontology annotation, molecular function: transmembrane receptor protein tyrosine kinase adaptor activity; fibroblast growth factor receptor binding. Gene Ontology annotation, cellular component: cytoplasm; cell-cell junction. The record is from RefSeq and is a predicted model, not a curated record. NCBI's taxonomy places the organism in Eukaryota, Metazoa, Chordata, Actinopteri, Cypriniformes, Cobitidae. Gene Ontology annotation, biological process: fibroblast growth factor receptor signaling pathway.
GCACUGUGCGCAUGCGCACUGUCACGCUAAGCCCAAUGCUAAUGCUAUCACACACUGCUGCGCAUCUAGCAACACAACAAACACAGUAAAUAACUUAACCUUCGCUUUUAUUUUUCAACUUUUAAUCAUGUUGCGCGAAAGCGGUCUGUUCAAAUACGUCUAACAUGUUUAAUGUGAGGUAAAAGAAUAGACAUUAUUUUGGCGCUUGUAGUCGGGCGGAUCUGUGCUAGUUUAGCUAAGAUAAUUUUACUUCGAUAAAGUUAACGCAUAAACAUGUGCGAUAACAUGUGGGACAAUAAACGGUGAAAUAUAUCAACAUCGACAGAUUGCAAUCAUAAGAUAAACCGCAUAAAGUUGCUACAGACUGGAGUAUCUGCAUCUGUAAAUCCAUUCUACAUUCAAAUGAUGACUGUUUGCUUUGAGCUGGGAAAUAAACCAGGAAGCCUGGUGGCUGGAUCUAGGUAUCAAAUGGUCCUCUGAAGAAGCCAUGGGAAGCUGUUUUAGCUGUCCAGAUAAAGAAUCAAUCCCUGACAUUCACCAGAGUAAAUUUAAGGUGGUGAACGUGGAUGACGAUGGGAAUGAGCUGGGAGCAGGAAUUAUGGAGCUGACAGAGGAUGAGCUGGUCCUGCGCACACGGAAGUGCGAUGCCGUAAGGUGGCCGUACCUGUGCCUGCGCCGCUACGGCUAUGAUUCAAACCUCUUUUCCUUUGAGAGUGGCCGUCGCUGCCAGACUGGUCAAGGGAUCUUUGCCUUCAAGUGUUCAAGGGCAGAAGAGAUCUUCAACAUGCUACAGGACAUCAUGCAUAAUAACAGCAUCAGUGUGGUAGAGGAACCAGUGUUUGAGCCCAACCUCGCCCAAACUGAAUCAGAGCUUCCUGUCACACCGCACACACCUACCACUCCUGGCAACAUACUCCCUACUGUACCCAAUGGCAGCUUACGGUAUCCCUCGCUGGGGGACGCGUCCUCUCACCCCUCCAGUCGGCAUCCUUCUGUUGGGAGCACAUGCCUGCCCUCAUUGGGCGAGGAGUCCACACAUCCUCUUUUAGUUGCAGACGAGAGUGUAAGGGGGCACACAUAUGUGAACACCACCGGUCUGCUGGAGCAGCACAGCCCGAGUCUUACGGAUGUUCCUGUAGACACCAGUGCUUCAUUACAAAAUGGAGAGGAUACCCCCGCUCAAGAGGCCCCGGACCCUGGCCCCCGAGUGCAGCUGGAGCCCGAAUGCGUUCGGUUUGUGUUGGGUCCAACUCCUGUGCAGAAACAGAGGCAGAAAGAGGCAUCCGUGUCGGGAGAGCAGAGUCCCGUGGAUGAUGGCAGGCCAAGUAGUUCAGCCCAGAAUUCCGAUGUCGGCAGUAUUAAAAACACAGACAGCUCCGUUGCAGCUGAAAGCAGUAAGCAUGAGGACACGUCUAUCGCCGUACCGGCAGCUUCAGAGACCUUCAAUUGCUCGUCAUCGGCUCUCUAUCGCCGUAGGGGUCGUCCACCACCACUCACUCCUGACGCCAAUGUCAACAACUCCGCCCAGCGGAGAACGGCAUUAUUGGACUACGAGAACCUCCCGGCCCUGCCUCCUUUACGAGAGCAUCCGAAGGGUGACUCCGAGGGUGAGGACGGUGAGGUCCCAGUAGAACUGAAGUCACAGCCCAUCAACGGUUACCACAACCACCGGCAGUACAGUCCCGACCCUACUCACUACUACAUCAACACAGAGAACGUGACGGCCCCACUCAGCGCUAACAAGGUAGAGUCGGCCCGCUGGCGGGACCGCUCCACCCCAACCUUCUUUAACUUUGAUUUCCGUCGACCGUGCCUAGAUUCCCACAGACUGAACUACAUCGAGGUGGAGACGGAGACCGAGAACUCCAGUAACCCUCAGACCCCAAAGACUCCCACUUCGCCCCUUCCUCAGACUCCCACCCGCAGGACAGAGCUGUAUGCAGUCAUUGACGUGGAGCGCACGGCUGCCAUGUCCAGCCUGCAGAAAGCGCUGCCCCGCUAUGACGGUACCUCCAGGAAAACACGGCAUAACAGUGUUGACCUGCCAAUAUAACCCGACGCUGCCGGAAGACACUCCUAAAACUGAUUUCUUUCCAAAGGCAGUUGGGUGUAAAAUUACGAAUGUUUCUUAUUUUUUAACGCAUAGAGAUUUCCUGUAGCUAAAAUAGUGUCUCUCUGUCUCAUGUUCGCUUGAGAAAAUUAACAGAGGAGCUUGCCAUAUACCAUCAUUUUAUUCCUAUGGUAAUAUACUACUACUUUUCUUACACUCGUUUUCCAGUGCCUGUUUAUGUUUAUUAUGUUAAUAACAAGUUGGACGACAUUCCACGAGAUCAUUCCAUAAGGCACAAAUCAGUAUUACUGAUACGAAAGUUGUUUUUUAAUCUUUAUUUGUUCAUCAAGACGCUACGCAAGACAGACUUCACACACUACAUUUACAUUUUUGGUUGUGUAUACAAAGAUUUCACUACAAUCGAGUCUGUUUUUAAGAGACAUGUUUUUAGUUACAUACACUACUACAUACAUGUAACAGAUAUUUGGAAAGAAAUGCAUCACUAUGACACUAGGAUUUCAAAUUGGUAAUUGUGUCAGCCAAAAUGCCUUAUUCCUUUAAAUGCUGUAAACAACCAAUAUAAAUAAGUUUAUCUGAAUAUUACCAGAUAUCUGAAUAAAACCAGUAUUGGGUUUAUUGCUGUCCACGUAAAAGUGAAGAUGGUUAUAUGCUACAUUUAGAAGAGCUUAAUUAACAGGACUAACCUAAAAAAUGAAUCCAUCUCAAGAAUGUUUUUCCUUUUGAAAUUGUAUGGUACUGCUCACAAAGAGCCAACAACUGUAUGAUAGACACAAAUGUUAAUAAUUAAGUGCAUUUAUAAAUAAUAAUAAUCAUGAUAUACAAUCAUUUCCCCAAGUAAUGCAAUUUAUUAGCCUGUAAAAAUGAUUGUGGAUAUAAAGAUUUUUUGCAUUAAAGGAGAAUUCAACUAA